CACAAGCACCUGCCCUACGCCUCCAAGGGCCCCGGGGGCGGCGUCGGCAAGCACCCGCCCCCGCGCCUGCCGCCGCCACCGCACUACCACGGCCGGCCUCACCACCGGCCCAGGAAGGCGCCGCCGCCGCCGCUGUCCGCCGCCAGCCCCUGGAAGACCACGUCGUACAAGCCGGCGCCCUACAAGACCACCAAGGAGCCGUUCCUUCUGCAUGGCUCUGACGCGGACUUCGGCAGCCAGGCCGCCGUGCUGUCCGCCACCAAGACGGCCGGCACGCCGCUCACCUCCAUCACCAGCAGCACCAGCCCGCUUCUCAGCGUGUCCAGCUCCCGACCGAGCCUCCACGGCCUGCACGGCCUGCACUCGUACAACGUCGUGAGCGACGACCGCGGCCCCAUCCACACCAUCCCGGCACCUCAGCUCAGUCCCGCGGACCGGCCCAGCCACCUCGCCGAGAGCCCGGCGUACGGCGGCGAGCAGCACGUCCUGCAGCAGGCUCUGCAGCACUCCCUGCAGCGCCAGGCCAUCCAGUCCGCUCUCAGCCAGCUCAGCGCGGCGCAGGCCGCCAGGCCCACCGGGCCCACCACCGUCGCGCCCGUCUCGCACCACACGCAGGGCUACCAGGUGUCCGAGCCGUCCACCGCGUCCCAGGAAGGGGUGGCCAACUUCUUCGCUCCGGACCCUGACCCCAGCCGCCCCACCCCCAAGGUGCGGCCCACCACCGACCCCUACUCGCUGCCCAGCGAGGGCCGCGGCCCACACUUCAGCAUCGACCCCCAGUUCGGCGCGGUGUCGUCCCAGCCCGGCUACAUGUCCGCGUCCGCCAGCCUCUCACCGCAGGAUUUGUUCCACCUUCUCAACGGUUUCCCGCUCCAGGGCCUCCAGGGCCUGCAGCCCCUCCAGCAGGACGUGCACGGCGUGCAGGGCGUGCAGCCGCACAUCCAGAUCAUGCCGCACGGGCUGACCGGGGACACGCUGGCUGCCGUCCAUCAGCAGCAGCAGCAGUACCUCCAGCAGCAGCAGUACCAGCAGCAAGUGCAGGCGGCGCAGUCCCUCCGCCAGCUGCAGCCCGCCGACUUCCACUCGCCCCAGUACCAGAGCUUCGACUUCGACGAGCAGAGCUACCAGAAGAGCCUUUUCCAGGAGGGCGGUCAGGGCGGCCAGGACCACGAGGUGUCCGAAGACGCUCCCCGGCCCAGUGUGCAGAGACCGGACCCUGUUGCACAGGCUGAGCGUACCGUCGACGACGAGGCCAACGACGAGGCCGACGACGACGAGGAGUACGACGACGUGCCUUCCAGCGACAAGCAGGCCAAGCAGGCCGCCGCCACCCCCGCACCGCAGGCCUCCAGUGGCUCAGAGGACGACUCGCUGCAGCAGCAGGUCGUGGAGGAAGCCGGCUCGUACGCUUCCGACCCCAGCCUCGUGACACCGUUCCGGCGGCAGCCUAACUCGGUGCAGGUGUCAGAGACCAAGGUGGUGUCCGACGCCAAGCCCCUGCCGUACGGCGCGAGGAUCCGGCCCAAGAGGGUCGCCGAGGAGUAGCGUCGUUCUUCAAGGCCAACAGCUGGUGGAACGUUAAAAAAAAUGGUAUCGCUCUGGCAACGGACAUGAUUGUUAUUUCUCCCCCAACGAAGACAAACUUGCACUUGGAUUUUGAGUGAAGUAACUAAAACCGGGGCCAAACUCGAAGCAACAAUACACGGUAAAAACGGUACCUGGUUUUCCCAGGAAGCCUAUGGUAGAGACAUAGGUGAUUUCCAGGGAGUUCCUGGGAAAACCAGGAACCGUUUUUACCGUGUAAUGCCCGUUGCCACAGCGAAUAUUUUAUUUUCCAAAAACGAUUGCCAUACGUGACGGGGAGAAGGCUCAGCCAUGGAGCGUAGCGCCGAGACGCCGAUCCCUGUUCCUUUGUUACUUUGAGAAGUCGUGUGAUUUUUUUCUCGUGUGCCUUAAGGGAUGGAAUGAAUGUGUAACUUAUUUUUAUCGCCUUGUACAUACGUGUGUGAAUGUGAGAGCCCGUUUCUUAUUUAUUAAUAACCUCUUGUAUGGAGAAAUGUUUUGUAACCAAAUAAAUUCGCACAAAGUGGUGCGACUGAAUCGAAAAAGA
Molecule: messenger RNA, 2110 nt
Organism: Thrips palmi
Lineage: Eukaryota; Metazoa; Arthropoda; Insecta; Thysanoptera; Thripidae
Product: YLP motif-containing protein 1-like
Exons: 10
Source: RefSeq, a predicted model, not a curated record